Cuscuta europaea is the source of this 1483-nucleotide messenger RNA. Lineage: Eukaryota; Viridiplantae; Streptophyta; Magnoliopsida; Solanales; Convolvulaceae. The record is from the annotation of a GenBank genome assembly.
CCUCUUCAGGCUCCCUUCAACCAAACAUAUUUUGGUUUGGCGGAAAACCAUCAUAUUCAUAUCGCAGCCACAGACUUCCAUCAUGAAGAGAAGCAAAUUAUUCAGACAGAGUCUCCCCGAGACACCACCUUAUACGCCGACGAGCUCACACAUUAUCCAUUCACCUGCCGGAAAAAUUUCAUCUUUCUUUCCUUCCAAGAAGAAGCCCUCAAGCAUCACUCUCCCGACUAAGCAAGAGCCGAAUUGGGUUCCCUUAAACCUAGGCAGAACUGAGCUCUACCUUCCGUUGACCUUCCCCACGGGUCAGACCUUCAGAUGGAAGCAGACGGGUCCACUCCAGUUCACUGGCGUCGUAGGCGGGUCCCAUCUGGUCUCCCUGAAGCAGCUUGAUGAUGGGGAUGUCGGUUACCGCCGGCACUCCAUGGACGAUGAUUCUGCUGCUGCUGCCAUGGCUGCCCUGCUUGAUUUUCUUAACGCGGGUAUAUCUCUGAGUGAGGUUUGGGAGAUCUUUAAAGCCUCCGAUCCGAGAUUCACUGAGUUAGCCGGUCAUUUGGGAGGGGCGAGAGUGCUCAGGCAGGACCCACUCGAGUGCCUAAUCCAGUUUAUCUGCUCUUCUAAUAACAACAUUAAGAGAAUCACAUUAAUGGUUGAUUUCAUUUCUUCAUUGGGGAAUUAUUUAGGGACUGUUGGAGGCCUUAAAUUUUAUGAAUUCCCAUCCUUGGACCGGCUGUCACAGGUUUCUGAAGCUGAGCUCCGGGAGGCUGGUUUUGGUUAUAGGGCAAAAUAUAUAACAGGUACUGUUAGGGAGUUGCAUUCAAAACCAGAGGGAGGUUAUCAGUGGCUUGCAUCACUUAGAGGGAGAGGUCUUAAUGAAGCUGUUGAUGGUCUUUGUACUCUACCUGGUGUCGGUCCCAAGGUGGCAGCUUGCGUUGCUCUAUUCGCAUUGGAUCAACAUCAUGCCAUUCCUGUUGAUACUCAUGUCUGGCAGAUUGCAACUAGGUACCUGAUCCCUGAGCUAGCAGGCGCCAGUUUGACGCCUAAACUGUGCACUCGGGUGGCAGAGGCUUUCGUGGAUAAAUAUGGGAAAUAUGCAGGCUGGGCUCAAACUCUUCUUUUCAUUUCAGAACUUCCAACACAGAAAGCUCUGUUGCCGAUCUCUUUUCAAAACGAAAUGCAUUCUAAUAAACCGAAGAAAAGAAGAAUGGGUGGAAACAAGAAGAUGCCUAUGACUACUAUUACUACUCCUUGCAGCUAGUGUUUGCGCAGUGUAUAUAUGUGCAACUCCUAGUACAUACUCAAUCUUGUUGUUCAUCGUUUUACUCCUAGUACAUACUCAAUCUUCUUGUUCAUUAUUUUUAAUUAGAGAGAGUUGUAAAUUCAAAAAACCACAAAAGUAAUCGGAUAGUUCGUGGUUCAAUCGACAUUUAUUGUGGAACACACUCACACAACCAUUUGGCCAUUUCUAGUUUACAGACUUCGAGUA